This is a messenger RNA of Lachancea dasiensis, 588 nucleotides long. The record is from the annotation of a GenBank genome assembly. NCBI's taxonomy places the organism in Eukaryota, Fungi, Ascomycota, Saccharomycetes, Saccharomycetales, Saccharomycetaceae.
AUGUCAGAAACUAUCAUCUGGGUGGCCAUUGUGCUUGUUGUGGUAGCUCGAGCGUUGAAGUGGGUUUCGCAUUAUCGCGACACUGUGGUAGAUGCAAUUUGGUCGAAGCCAGCAGCUCUAAAACUGCAAGACAUAGCUCGCAGACGACACAGCCUGCAACAACAGCAGAGGUCGAUCAGUGCACAAGACGAAUACGCCAAGUGGACGAAACUAAAUCGACAGAUUGCACAGCUCGACGGACAACUGGGUGUGGCGCAGGCGGAACUGAAACAGACACGCCAGGCGGGCGAGAAGGCUCUGUCGAGACUGCGGUUGGUGGUACUCACAGCGCCGCUGUUGUUACUGCGUUUUUGGAAGGGCAAAGUGUCAGUGUUUAGCUUGCCACAGGGAAUGUUUCCUCGAGCAGUGGAGACGAUUAUGUCACAGGGGUGGGCGGCAAUAGCAAUGGCACCAGCACGGUACGUAUGGGCGCCCGGGCCCAUGAAACCUUUGCAGCUGGAGACACCAGUGUGCUUAGGAAUAUUGAUAUGGGCUCUAAGUCGCGUUCUCGAUACACUGGAGUUUGUCGCGGCAAGCUUGGCUGUAUGA